AUGUCGUUGUAUGAUGACCUGGGAGUGGAGACCAGUAACUCAAAAACAGAAGGCUGGUCCAAAAACUUCAAACUUCUGCAGUCUCAGCUUCAGGUGAAGAAGGCAGCUCUCACUCAAGCAAAGAGCCAGAGAACAAAACAAAGUACAGUCCUUGCCCCAGUAAUCGACCUAAAGCGAGGUGGCGCGUCAGAUGACCGGCAGAUUGUGGACACCCCGCCUCACGUAGCAGCUGGCCUUAAGGAUCCCAUACCCAGUGGAUUUUCUGCAGGAGAAGUUUUGAUUCCCUUAGCUGAUGACUAUGAUCCUAUGUUUCCUAAUGAUUAUGAGAAAGUAGUGAAGCGCCAGAGAGAAGAACAGCAGAGACAGCGGGAGCUGGAAAGACAAAAAGAAAUAGAGAGAGAAAAGAGGCGUAAAGACAGACAUGAAGCCAGUGGGUUUUCAAGGAGACCAGGUCCAGAUUCUGAUGAAGAUGAAGAUGAUGUAGAGAAAGACAAAGAGUUACCCCGAGAAUUUCCUUAUGAAGAGGAUUCAAGACCUCGCUCACAGUCUUCUAAAGCUGCCAUUCCUCCACCUGUGUAUGAGGAACAGGACAGACCCAGAUCUCCAACGGGCCCUGGAAACUCCUUCCUUGCCAACAUGGGUGGCACAGUAGCACAUAAAAUCAUGCAGAAGUAUGGCUUUCGGGAAGGCCAAGGUCUUGGUAAACACGAGCAAGGGCUGAGCAUGGCGUUGUCAGUGGAGAAGACGAGCAAGCGAGGAGGCAAGAUCAUUGUGGGCGAAGUCACAGAGAAAGAUGCAACCAAGAAGUCAGAUUCAAAUCCAUUAACUGAAAUACUUAAAUGUCCUGCGAAAGUGGUCCUACUAAGGAACGUGGUUGGUGCAGGAGAGGCAGAUGAAGACUUGGAAGUUGAAACCAAGGAAGAGUGUGAAAAAUAUGGCAAAGUUGGAAAAUGUGUGAUAUUUGAAAUUCCUGGUGCCCCUGAUGAUGAAGCAGUACGAAUAUUUUUAGAAUUUGAGAGGGUUGAAUCAGCAAUUAAAGCUGUCCUUGAUCUGAAUGGGAGGUAUUUUGGUGGACGGGUGGUAAAAGCAUGUUUCUACAAUUUGGAUAAAUUCAGGGUGUUGGAUUUGGUGGAACAAGUUUGAUUUUAAGAACUAGAGCAC
This is a messenger RNA of Myotis myotis, 1161 nucleotides long. Its product is annotated as splicing factor 45-like. Gene Ontology annotation, cellular component: precatalytic spliceosome. Gene Ontology annotation, biological process: mRNA cis splicing, via spliceosome; alternative mRNA splicing, via spliceosome. The record is from RefSeq and is a predicted model, not a curated record. Gene Ontology annotation, molecular function: RNA binding. Bases 1 to 1143 code for a protein of 380 amino acids. NCBI's taxonomy places the organism in Eukaryota, Metazoa, Chordata, Mammalia, Chiroptera, Vespertilionidae. The transcript has a single exon.